AGCAGCAACGAUCGGCGCUCAGAUGGUGAAAUUUGUUCAUGGAUUUUACGCGUUACGCCACUAUAGGGUAAUUUAACGGGACUUACACUGGGACGCGCUUUAUUAUCGGACUACGACCAAAUACGAUUUGAGAUGGAAUUGACUUUUAAACAGUUACUCUCCAUUUAGGGAUUUCACUGUGCAACACCUAUAAACUGACACACAUGUUCUCCGCUAAUGAAAAACAAGGAGCAUUUACCCAGUGGAUGAGUUUUAAACCUUCAAAGAUGCUUUAGAUAUUUUGCACAUCGGUUGUUGGAUUACAUGAACGCGGCAAAAUUGUCUGCAUGUUGAGAGGCUUGUGGUUUAUGGAACUAGAGCUGAGAAGAAAAGAUCUGAAGUUGGAAAAGAGGGUCUCCGGACUGAGGGUCUGAAGGAUUUUACCAUCUCCUCCUGGAGCGUCACUUUAAUGUCCAACGUCUUUGGGUUAUGACAAUGGAUUAUUUUCUUGUUUUAUGCAGCUUUUUGCUGCCUCUGUCCUCGGCUGUAGAAGAAACAAUGAUGGACACCAAAUGGGCCACAACUGAACUUGCAUGGACUUCACAUCCUGAAACUGGGUGGGAGGAAGUUAGUGGAUACGAUGAUGCCAUGAAUCCUAUCCGAACGUAUCAAGUCUGCAACGUUCGUGAGCUUAACCAGAACAACUGGCUUCGUAGUGACUUCAUCCCUCGCAAGGACGUUCUCCGUGUGUAUGUGGAGAUGAAAUUUACUGUACGGGAUUGCAACAGCAUUCCCAACAUUCCAGGAUCUUGUAAAGAGACUUUCAACCUUUUCUACUACGAAUCGGACUCAGAUUCAGCAACAGCCACGAGUCCAUUUUGGAUGGAGAACCCUUAUGUCAAAGUUGACACCAUUGCUCCAGAUGAGAGCUUCUCAAUGUUGGAGUCCGGUCGUGUCAACACCAAGAUUCGCAGCUUUGGUCCACUUUCCAAGGCUGGCUUCUACCUGGCCUUCCAAGACUUGGGCGCCUGCAUGUCUUUGAUCUCCGUGCGAGUUUUCUACAAGAAGUGUUCUACAACCAUUGCCAAUUUUGCGGUUUUCCCUGAGACGGCAACAGGCGCGGAGGCCACGUCACUAGUCAUUGCCCCUGGCACUUGUGUGGCUAAUGCUCUGGAAGUAUCAGUUCCUCUCAAGCUCUACUGCAAUGGAGAUGGAGAAUGGAUGGUUCCUGUAGGUUCCUGCACUUGUAUGGCUGGGUUUGAGCCUGCACUUAAGGAAACACAAUGUCAAGCUUGCAGCCCAGGCACCUUCAAGUCAAAGCAAGGUGAAGGUUUGUGCACCCCAUGUCCGCCUAACAGUAGGACGAGUUCCGGAGCUGCCAGCAUCUGCUCCUGCAGGAAUGGGUACUAUCGGGCGGACAACGAUUCUCCCGACUCAGGAUGCACAACCGUGCCCUCAGCUCCUCACAACGUCAUCUCCAGUGUAAACGAGACGUCAUUGUUACUUGAGUGGAAUGAACCACGUGACCAAGGUGGCAGAGAUGACAUUUUCUACAAUGUCAUCUGUAAAAAGUGUCUGCCAGAGCGUGGAACCUGCACAAGGUGUGAUGACAAUGUGGACAUCUCUCCACGCCACCUCGGCCUGACCGAGAGACAUGUGACUGUCAGGAACCUUCAAGCUCACACUCAGUACAGCUUUGAGAUUCAGGCUGUCAACGGAGUCUCCAACAAGAGUCCCUAUGCACCCCAUUUUGCAUCUGUUAACAUCACCACCAACCAGGCUGCUCCUUCCGCAGUUCCUACUGUUCACCUGAUGGGGGCGUCAGCAAACACCAUGAGUCUCUCCUGGCUUCCCCCUGAAAAACCAAAUGGCAUCAUCUUGGAUUACGAGAUUAAAUACCAUGAGAAGGACCAGGGAGAAGCUAUUGCCCACACCAUGACAGCCCAGCGUAGCUCUGCACGCAUUGAGGGUUUAAAACCUGGCACGUCAUAUGUGGUGCAGGUUCGAGCCCGAACGGUUGCAGGGUAUGGCCGCUACAGCAGCCCUGCCGACUUUAGCACCAACCACCAGGCCGACUCAGACAAGAGUCUACAGGAGCAGUUGCCUCUCAUUGUGGGCUCUCUCACGGCUGGGCUGGUCUUCAUCAUUGUUGUUGUUGUCAUUGCCAUAGUCUGCCUCAGGAAGCAACGCAAUGGCUCAGAAUCAGAAUACACAGAGAAACUGCAACAAUACAAAUCCCCUAUAGUCACUCCGGGAAUGAAGGUCUACAUUGACCCCUUCACAUACGAGGACCCUAAUGAGGCCGUCCACGAGUUCGCCAAAGAGAUUGACGUUUCCUGCGUGAAAAUCGAGGAGGUCAUCGGCGCAGGUAACCAACAACACAAGCUCCUGAGCAACAGGGGGAAGACAGCUAGGCACACCCAGGCCAUACCUUUAGAGGACUUCACUCCAAGCGGAGAGUUUGGAGAGGUGUGCCGUGGGCGGCUCAAGCUCCCUGGACGGCGUGAGAUCAUUGUGGCCAUCAAGACGUUGAAGGCAGGCUACACCGAACGCCAGAGGAGAGACUUCUUGAGCGAGGCCAGCAUUAUGGGCCAGUUUGAUCAUCCCAACAUUAUUCGUUUGGAAGGGGUGGUGACCAAGAGCCGGCCAGUUAUGAUUGUAACUGAGUUCAUGGAGAACGGAGCGCUGGAUUCCUUUCUCCGGCUAAAUGACGGCCAGUUCACAGUCAUCCAGCUGGUCGGUAUGUUGAGAGGAAUUGCAGCUGGCAUGAAAUAUCUGUCCGACAUGAACUAUGUGCACCGUGACCUGGCUGCUCGUAACAUCCUGGUCAACAGCAACCUGGUGUGUAAGGUGUCUGAUUUUGGCCUUUCUCGCUUUUUGGAGGAUGAUCCAACAGACCCGACCUAUACCAGCUCAUUGGGAGGAAAGAUCCCUAUUCGCUGGACAGCCCCUGAAGCUAUUGCUUACAGGAAAUUCACUUCAGCCAGUGACGUUUGGAGCUAUGGUAUUGUCAUGUGGGAGGUGAUGUCAUACGGCGAGCGCCCAUACUGGGACAUGAGCAACCAAGACGUGAUCAACGCAGUGGAGCAGGACUAUCGGCUGCCUCCACCCAUGGACUGCCCUACUGCCUUGCACCAACUCAUGCUAGACUGUUGGGUGAAAGAAAGAAACUUGAGACCCAAGUUCUCACAGAUCGUCAACACCCUCGACAAACUUAUCCGAAAUGCUGCCAGCCUUAAGGUGGUCACCAGCACACAUUCUGGGGCCUCCCAGCCGCUCCUUGACCGCUGUGUACCUGACUACACCACCUUCACCACUGUGAGCGACUGGCUGGAUGCCGUCAAGAUGAGCCGCUACAGAGACAACUUCCUCAAUGCCGGAUUUGCUUCUUUUGACCUGGUGGCCCAAAUGACCGCAGAAGAUCUGCUACGGAUAGGCGUGACAUUAGCCGGCCACCAAAAGAAGAUUCUCAGCAGCAUUCAAGACAUGAGACUGCAAAUGAACCAAACGCUGCCCGUCCAGGUGUGAAUUCGGAUUGGCUAAAACUAUUUUAGUGGACGCCUGAUCAUCUCUGCUAAUCAGAUGAAACUGGCUUGCAGUGCCUCGGACAACUUUUUCCUUUCCCUUUUCCUGCAUUAUUUUACACACAACAGGAUUACAUACAAUUAUUUUGUACUUCUUUUUAAGAACGGAGGGAGAAAAGCCUGUAUCCCAUGCAUGCCUUGCGAGGCGUUUGCAUGCAUGCGUGUGAUAUUUUCUUUUACGGAGGCUGCGCGGAACUCGCCCCAUCUCCAUAGCCUGCCAUAAUGCAUUUUUCCCUGAAACUGAUUUGGAAGGGAAGAACUCUACCCGGAUGGACAGUGCAAAUGGAGAUACUUCUCUAAUAGUGCACAUGACUUGAAAAGAAAAGACAAAAAGACUAAGAGUGAAUACAUACAUUCACAACCAACGCGUGUGGACACAGAAAUCCCUCCAAUGCUGGCAGAUGUUUAUUGUGUGAUCUUGUGCAUAUUCCCCAUCUUCAUAUUGAAGGUGUUUAACUUAAAGGCACAUGCCUCAAACAGACCGCAGUGAGAGGCACACAACAGGGGCGAAAGAUUGCAGAUGGUGCAGGACCAGAGUUUAAGGAAGCUGCAUUUGUCCACCAGGUUGAGACUCACAAAGGACUUCUUAGAAAAUACCAGGUGAACUCAUGAUGCUUUCAUAGUUAAAAUAAUGGAUUCUCAGCUGAGUUUCUCACAAUUUCAAUUGAUGUUUUCCUUUUAUUAUCUACCUUUAUUUUUCCACACCCUCUUUUAGUUCCUGUUCCACAUUGAGUUGACAUUUAGCUUGUUGUCAAUCAUUAUAUCAGGAUUCUUUAGUGAUUAGAAAGAGAAGGACCGGGAUAACUUGUACUAUAAACAGUGUUAAUCGCUGGCCAUCUCUGUACUAUGCGGAUGUGUGUGUGUCAGAAUGACUGUGUUGUAGUGUAUGUGUAUGAAACAGAGAGCGAUUAUGAGGAUUAUGCACACACAUACUGUACAUUAACCUUCUGUUGUGUUUCACGGUUGAAAACUAAUACAUGAAUUGUGACAAGGAGCUGCAGUUUUAUUAUAUAUAAUUACACGUGGAUCAAUAAUAUUCUAUGGACAAUUAGACUUUUUACGUUAACUUGGAUAAACUUGGAUAAAUUGGAAUUUGUACCCUUUUUUAUUUUAUUUAUGUCUAGAGACCAUUUGGAAUUGAAUUCCUAUGGAUUUAUUUCCUUCAAUCCAGAGGAAAUAUAGCCCAGAAAACCCUUAUUUUAAAAACAAAUAUUUAAAAUGAUCUUAUAUAAAUGUGAACCUGUAUAUUUUAUUUUUCUUCAUUCAAGGGGAAAUAUAGCCCAGAAAACCGAAAACCAUUUAUAUAUAUAUAUAUA
Myxocyprinus asiaticus (Chinese sucker) is the source of this 4879-nucleotide messenger RNA. RefSeq names its product ephrin type-B receptor 3-like. Gene Ontology annotation, biological process: protein phosphorylation; axon guidance; cell surface receptor protein tyrosine kinase signaling pathway. Gene Ontology annotation, cellular component: plasma membrane; neuron projection. Lineage: Eukaryota; Metazoa; Chordata; Actinopteri; Cypriniformes; Catostomidae. Gene Ontology annotation, molecular function: transmembrane-ephrin receptor activity; ATP binding; protein binding. The transcript has 16 exons. The coding region runs from base 469 to 3507 and encodes 1012 amino acids. The record is from RefSeq and is a predicted model, not a curated record.